AUGGGUAUUGAUGAGAUUCAAACACCAAUGGAUAAAGUGUUUGAGGCGUUGUCCAAGAUAAAUGCCAUCACUCCAGAACUCAUCGACACAAAGGAAUUGGGGCAUGAUCUCGCUUAUUCUUGCAAAUUUCAUAUGGGGACAAUUGGGCAUUCCAUUCAAAAUUGUGAUAGCUUUCGUCGUAAGUUGCAAGAAUUGAUGGAUUCAUCGGUAAUUGAGUUUUAUGAAGAAGCCGAAGAGAAUUUGGUCGGAACCAUAAAUGGAGACACCCCAGCUGAAGUGGCAUCAAGUUCAUUCGGGGCGAACAAACCUAAACCUCUCACCAUCUUCUAUGAAGAAAACAGAAGCCCGAUGAAUGAUACAUCCCCUACUAUGAUCAGAAGUGCUUCAUCCGCCCCCCAAGCAUCUUUUGAAGAUCUAAUUGGUGUGGGGGGUAUAACGCGAAGUGGGCGAUGUUAUUCCCCUGAGAUAGCGGAAAGAGUUGGAAAAGGGAAACCAGCACAGGGAGAGGGAGGCCUAAAGAAAGCAGAUACCUUUUCCAAGGACCAAGUUGACGAAUCUGUAGUUGCUCCGAACAUGAGUGAAUACAGUGUGGUAGAACAAUUAACCAAGAUGCCCGCUCGCAUCUCGUUGUUGUCUUUACUGUUGAAUUCGGAAGCACACAGGAACGCACUGCUCAAAGUCUUGAACCAAGCUUAUGUGGCACAAGAUAUAUCAGUGGAAAAGUUAGACCACAUCAUGGGGAACAUUACAGUGGGAAACUUCAUUGCCUUUAAUGAUGAAGAAAUACCAUCGGGUGGUCGAGGAAGUAACAAAGCGCUGCACAUUACCAUCAAAUGCAAGGACCAUGCCGUACCUAGGGUCUUGGUCGAUAAUGGUUCCGCUUUAAAUGUCAUGCCUCGCUCUACUUUAACCAAGUUGCCAGUAGAUGUGUCGUAUAUGAGAACCAACCGCAUGGUUGUAAGGGCUUUCGACGGGACCACAAGGGAGGUGGUAGGGGACAUUGAACUACCGAUAAAAAUUGGCCCUUGCAUUUUUGAGGUCCAAUUUCAAGUCAUGGACAUUGCCCCGUCCUACAAUUGCUUGUUAGGGCGUCCAUGGAUUCAUAUGGCUGGAGCCAUACCAUCUUCCCUUCAUCAAAAAGUUAAAUUCAUAGCUGAAGGCCAACUGAUAAGUGUAUGUGCGGAGGAAGACAUACUGGCUAUUCAACCAUCAUCUGCUCCCUAUGUAGAGGCAACAGAAGAAGUCCCAGAAUGCUCUUUCAGAUCUUUUGAAUUUGUUAAUGCUACUUAUGUGGGGGAAAGAAAAGUGAUACCGACCCCUCGUUUGUCAGUAGCCACUAAAAUGGGAGUUAAGCAGACUGUGGGUAAAGGAUGCCGUGCUGGUUUGGGGUUAGGAAAGAAUUUACAAGGAAUUAACCGUCCUCUGACUCCAAUGAAGAACGAAGAAAGGUUUGGUUUGGGGUACAAGCCUACCAAAGAAGAGAGAAGGAAACUGACAGCUCAAAAGAAGAUUAAAAGGAUGGCUCAACUUGAGGGAAAGGAAGAAGAAUUCGGGGAACGGACAAUCCCACACCUAUAUGAGACUUUUCGCUCUGCAGGUUUCAUUCAUCUCGAAGCACCACCAAAGGUCAAUCAGGUUCUACGGAUAUUUGAUGAGCUAUCAAUCCAUAUGAUCAGAGAUGAAGAACCUGAUGAGAAGAUCCCUAUGGUGUAUCCAGUACUGCCAGGAGAGGAGCUAAGUAAUUGGACAGCCACGGAACUGCCCAUCAUCUUUAAGUCUUCCAAAAUGUAAUGAACAAUUUUAUCUAAAUGCCUAUGCCCAAGGGUGUUAAGAUUAAUUUUCUGUUUAAGUAGGGCUUUCUAUUACCUUCAUCAU
Molecule: messenger RNA, 1875 nt
Organism: Theobroma cacao (cacao)
Lineage: Eukaryota; Viridiplantae; Streptophyta; Magnoliopsida; Malvales; Malvaceae
Source: RefSeq, a predicted model, not a curated record